Molecule: messenger RNA, 2754 nt
Organism: Acanthopagrus latus (yellowfin seabream)
Lineage: Eukaryota; Metazoa; Chordata; Actinopteri; Spariformes; Sparidae
Gene: ldlrap1b
Product: low density lipoprotein receptor adaptor protein 1b
Exons: 10
Coding region: 277-1149 (290 amino acids)
Cellular component (GO): early endosome
Source: RefSeq, a predicted model, not a curated record
GGAUGCGAGCGCCGCUGCAACAGCCUCACUCGCGUGAUCCCACAAACGGGCGUCACGCACAUUAUCCGGUUAAUUUACAUACAUAACGCCGCCCAGGGGGACGAACAUGAUAAUCUGCCAUCGACUGAAAGCAAACCGUGCGGAGGGGAGAAAAAACAGCUGAAAAAAAAGAAAAAAAGUUUGGACGGAGGAGGGUUGUUUGAAACCGAGCGAAGUGUUUCGUCAGAAACCAAGAGGCGCUUUGUCGGGCUCUUUGCCCCACUUUUGGAUUACGAUAUGGACGCUUUGAAAUCCGCUGGAAGGGCAAUUAUACGGAGUCCCAGCGUCGCCAAACAGUCGUGGGGCUCGGGCAGACAUAAAAAGCUCCCAGAGAACUGGACAGACACGAGGGAGACCCUGCUGGAGGGGAUGGUGUUCCAGCUCAAGUACCUGGGGGUCACGAUGGUUGAGCAGCCCAAAGGAGAGGAGCUGUCUGCGGCGGCUGUCAAGAGAAUAGUGGCCACGGCGAAAGCUAGUGGGAAAAAACUCCAGAAAGUCACAUUAAAGGUCUCCCCGCGAGGAAUCAUCCUCUAUGACAGUGCCUCCAACCAGCUGAUAGAAAACAUCUCCAUAUACAGAAUAUCAUAUUGCACAGCGGACAAGAUGCACGACAAAGUGUUUGCCUACAUUGUCCAGAGCCAACACAAUGAGACUCUGGAGUGUCACGCCUUCCUCUGCCCCAAGAGAAAAAUGGCCCAGGCAGUAACCCUAACAGUGGCUCAGGCCUUCAGAGUGGCGUUUGAAUUCUGGCAGGCUGCCAAAGAAGAGAAGGAGAAACGAGUGAAGUCGGGUUCAGACGGGGAAGGAGCCAGUAGCUCGCAGUCGGACAGCUCAGCCAGCCUGGGUAGCCUGAAGGGAGGAGAGGUAGCCACAGCAAAACUCCUGGAUUUGGCAGAGGGAGCCAACGUGGCGCUGGUCCACUCAGGAACAAAGCAGACUGAAUCGGAUCCCUUUAUGGUGCAUAAUCACGCAACAGAGAACAACAAUACUGUAUGGGAGUUGGAGGACGGUCUGGACGAGGCUUUCUCAAGCCGCAGUCUGGAUAGCUUUGAAUCCUACUCAGACUCGCUGAGUCUCGCACUAACCCCCAGGUCCUGGACAUUGGGGUAAACCCUCAGGACUUAAACACUGAAGAGUGCCUGUCCCCAGGCAAAUGGGACCAAGAGGACACAGACUUCACUGCACAAAAAGACACUUUUGGGUUCUAAUGUGAAGCCUCUGCCAGGAAAAACAGGGAGUGAUGCGAGAUGGUGAGAUGGUGGCAAAGCAUGGAUGGAAACUGGAGUGACAAAAGAGACAUUUGUGACAUCAGUAGGGUUUCCCACCAUUUCCCUGCUGCCAGGUCCUCUCAGAGGCUCUCUGAUGCUUCUGCAUCAACACAACCAGAGAAGGACAAUAUAAGCAGGCUGCCCUCAGAACAGGCCAAAGCAAUACAAACCAAUUUACCCCUUUUCUAUGAAACGACAUGCAGUCAUUUAAUGUUUGUUACAGUCAGUGUAUAACUUCCUUUUUUGUGUCUGUUUACGCAUUUACUGUUUUGUAAUAUGUUACUGUGGUAUGUGCUCGUGUACACUGCGUAAAACAAAACUGGGUGUGUGCGUACGCAGGUGUGAAUGUGCAGUAUAUGUGAGAUACAAGAACUAUGGUGUGAGAGGAGUUUGGAACAGUUACUUUAAGUGUCAAUAAGGUAAAGGUCAAGAAGGGUGCUCUCACAUACUUGAUUUACUUACAGAUGGAGAAGCGUAACUGGGUAAGAGGGAAAACUCAACGGUGCAGCGAUGCACCAGUUCAGUGUUGGGCAAAGCAGAAAAGUUACUACCUAUGUGCUUCAAGGAUUCAGCCUGUUGUUGGGCAAUAAAAGCUUUAAAAAAAAGUGUGUGCGUGUGCGUGUGAGAAGAUGAAACAAAAUGACAAUCUUAUUUUUUUCCUAAUGCAAAAUCUAUUUUUGCACUCAGCAUUCAUUCAUUUUUAAAAGCACAUAUUUUUAUUUGAGGGAAUUUUAUGUCAGUAAACUUAAACUCAUUAUUUUCAUGCAUCUUCAGUGUCUCUGUUCAAACUUCCCCUCUGGACUUGUUACUGUUCUAUUGUUUUACAACUCUGAAUGACAAUAAUCGCAUCACUCUGAGGUUAAUGACAAGUUUCAUCAUCAUUGUAGAGAACUGAAUCUCCAAAGAGCAUGACAUUUAUCUAAGUGAGAUGGUUGCGAUUCUCUCUCUGGUUCAUGGGCGAGACUUGGAUGGGAAAGGGGAAGGAAGCCUAGAGUUGUUUUGUUUUUUUUCCUUUAACAUGACAGUGUUUUCUUUGACCACAUCAGCAAGGUCACUUAAUUCAUAGUUGAAGAGCAAAACAUGAAGUCCAAGAGGGAAAAUGUGUUUUUAUCUGCACUCUACCGCUGUAUGUUAAAUUAUAUUGUUGCAUUGACUUUGCUAGUUUACUUCUUUUUCCGGUGUUAUUUUUGGCAUUUGUUUGUGUAUAAAUUUUAAUUUAAUUCAUUAAUUUCCAUAAAUUUUAAUCAAAGGCAAAGUGUGUAUGUGUGAUGUUUAUUCCAAAGUGAGAUCAUUUUAAUUCUUGUAAACUCUGAUGUACCUCUAUGUACCUCUUUACUUUCUGGGUUUUUUAACCGUACACACAAACAAGUGAACUCCACCAUGGCUCUGCUAUCAAGGUCUAAGUUCACACGCAUUGCAAAGGCAAAUAAACCUUUCUAUGCAGAUA